AGACGGCGCUGUGACUGGACUCAGACUCAUUUUAGACCCAAAAGAGCUCAUAGCUCAGAGUGAAUGGAAACAAACUCGUUACAACAACACAUGUAUCUAUGAGAUAUUGAUGUUUAAAAAUGUACCGAGGUCCGUCGAACCCCGACUAUCACCGGGCACCGGUACCUCCAUCACGUUUCGGACACCCUAUAGCACCUUUCGGACCUCCGCCGUUCUGUCCUCCUUUUGGGGUUCCUCCUCCGGGGCCUCGAUACUGCAGUCCGCAGCCUAUUCCCCCUCCGGGACGCCCGUACGGACCAGGCAAUGAAAACUACAACAGAGAUUCAUUCUACGAGAACCGACCCUUUGGUGGUCUCACUACUGACCAGAGCGGUUCCACGAUGAUCACACCAUCAAAUCAGCUUUUGCUUGGUCAGUCCACACAAAACUGGUCAACUAAAAGUCUGGAUGAGCAAAACCAAGAAGUCAGAAAAAAGGCAGAGGAGUUUCUCCGAAUCCUGGGGGCAAGUGACCGUAUUGAGCCAGCAGGAGAUAAAAAUGACAGCACGGAUCGUACAGCAGACAAACACUCGAGUCGAGCACGCAGUCGGAGCAGAGGAAGGAGCCGCGCUCGCAGUCGCAGCAGGAGUCGUGGCAAGAGCCGGGGCCGCAGUCGAGCUAGGAGCCGCGGAAAGAGUCGAGCUCGCAGCAGAUCACGCAGUCGCAGUCGAGGUAAAAGCCGCACAAGGGCCAAAAGUCGAGCCAGGAGCCGCAGCCGUAGCCGCAGCCGCAGUCACGGGAAGAGCAGCACACACAGCAAGAGUCAGCCUCGCCUGAGCCCCAGCCACACCAAACAGACUCACAGAGGAACAGCAGAGGGCAACCACAGCUCCAGCAGCACCAGCGGUGGAGGCACUCAAAGCUCUAACACCAUGCCUGAUCUCUUUCAAGGACUAAGACAGAUCCUUCAGAACAAAGAGCUGGAGAAACACCUGCCUUUGGUCAAGAACGCCCUCCUUAGAAGCCAGAUGCAUGAUGAAACCAUAUAUACAGAAAAUCAAUCUGCACUGAGAACCUUCCAGGACCCUGAGCCGAGGUUUGAAACCGAACCCUCUGCUGGACUGUAUUACGGCUCUUCGUUUCCUCAGGAGACGACGGGUGUAGACAGCAGCAGCAGCUUUUCCAAUUUCUUAUCCUGGAACCCCGCUAACCUACCUUCAGAGGCCAAGCCUGCAAUUCAGAGUGUUGAAGAUGAAGAGAAGUUCCUUUAUGGAGAGGAAGAGGAGAGAUCCAAACCUCAGGGUGUGACGGUUCCUCUGGCCCAGACUAGAUCUGUGAGAUCUCCGCUUCAUCACCUCAAUAAAGAGCACCAGUCCCACAGUCUCCAGGAGCCCACAGCACACGCUCUACCUGCAAGCAUGACACCCGCAGCUUCCAGCACAUCAAAAGUCACCCCGGAGGAAUGUGAGAAGGUGAAAAACCUGCUGAAGACCAUCGGCCUCAAUCCAGGCAUGGCCGAUAUCUGUAAAAUGGCUGCCAGAUUAAAGGAGAAAAAGGAAGAACAUGGAGCAAAUCCUUCACUUUCAAUGCUCAAACCAGCUCUGGAGGCUCUGCAAGCUCUGUCUAGAGCAUCCAAAACUGACGACAGUAGAAGUAAUCGCUCUGGAAGCAGCCAUUCUAAUCUAGAGGCCAAGCGAGACAAGAAGAAGGAUGAGAAGGAGCGUGAGAGACGAGAGAAUCAGAUCCACAAGAAAAGGAAGGAGUAUCUGGUGAAGGAACUGGAGGGUCUGCUGAAGCAGGAAGGCAGCGGUGAUCUGAUCCCAGUGAUGGGCUUCUUCUGCCAGCGCUGUGAGGAGUUUUUCGGGGACAUGCAUAGUGCCGAGAAACAUUUAGCAAACCACAGUCGCCACGACAGGAGCAAGACAACAGAGCAGCACAAGGACUCCAAAAGACACGUAGAGUAUCAUCACCCGUCCUCUAGCAAAUGGGACAGUCCGCCCUCGUCUUCACGCUUCCAUCAGGACCACAGAGAGCGCAGUCCUGACAGAAAGCACAGUCCAGACAGAAAGCGCAUCAAGGAUGAAAGAAGUCCUCAUUCUCUGGAUGUCAAAAUCAAACAAGAGCCAGAGGAUAAAGACGGGAAGAAAGAGAGUAAAGACAAAUCCAAAGAAAAGAAGGAAAAAACAGAUGAUGAUGAUGAUGAUGAUGACGACGAUGAUGAUGCUGAAACAAAGAGUGAGAAGAAGAAAAAGAAAAAGGAGAAGAAGUUGAAGAAAAAAGAAAAGAAAAAGAAGAAGGACAAGAAGAAGUCUGAGAAGGAUUCACCUUGAUGCUCAGAUGUGUUUUGUUGUUUCUCUUUCUUGGCUGUAUUUUUGAGCUUUUAACUAUGUUCGCAUCGGCUGUUUCACUACAUCUGAAGUCAGCGGUUCAUGGGUUUUCUCUGGUUCAAGGACGGGGGCUGUCUAAAAAUGUCAGUCAGUUGAUUAAAGGGAUCAUUCACCUAAAAAACGUCCAAUUAUUUACUCUCCCUCAAGUGCUUCCAAAUCUUUGAGUUUCUUCUGUUGAACACAAAAGAAGAUUAUUUUGAAGAAAGUUGAAAACCUGUAACCACUGACUUCCAUAUAAGAAAAACAAAUACUGUAUGGAAGUCAAUGGUGACAGAUUUCCAACCUUUUUCAAAAUAUCUUCUUUUGUGUUCAACAAAAUAAACUCAUAAAGGUUUAGAACAAGGGUGAGUAAAUGAAGAUGGAUUCUUUUGGGAUGAAUUAUUACUUUAAUGCAUCCUGCACUCCGAUAGCAGCAGAUGAAGAUUUGCUUUCAGGUAGACACCAUCAACCAGUUACAUUUAAACUCCACAGACCAUAAAUUAAAAAAAAAAAAAAACUGGCUGGAAACCUAAAUGUUCAGUUAUUCUGGUUAAUGUCCCUUAUUUCAUUGUUCUGUGAAAGGGGUUUCACCAUCCAAACAUGCCGCAGCUCGCUCUGAUGAAUGAAUCCUUUCCUCAGUUAAAAGCUCGUUUAGAUGAAAACAGAAAUAAAUGUUUUUGGAUUAGA
Danio rerio (zebrafish) is the source of this 3032-nucleotide messenger RNA. The record is from RefSeq and is a predicted model, not a curated record. NCBI's taxonomy places the organism in Eukaryota, Metazoa, Chordata, Actinopteri, Cypriniformes, Danionidae.